Cetraspora pellucida is the source of this 126-nucleotide messenger RNA. NCBI's taxonomy places the organism in Eukaryota, Fungi, Glomeromycota, Glomeromycetes, Diversisporales, Gigasporaceae. The record is from the annotation of a GenBank genome assembly.
AUGCUUCAAGUAUCAAAACUCUCGAAAAGAGCAAUCGAUACUAUACAAGGGCCUAUAAUAGGAGUAGCUAAGCACAAGUUAGAAAUUGCAAGAACAACAAGCAAUAGUUCUGCAUAUAUGAAUUAA